Monodelphis domestica (gray short-tailed opossum) is the source of this 6624-nucleotide messenger RNA. NCBI's taxonomy places the organism in Eukaryota, Metazoa, Chordata, Mammalia, Didelphimorphia, Didelphidae. The record is from RefSeq and is a predicted model, not a curated record.
GAGAGAGAGAGAGAGAGAGGGAGGGAGAGAGAGAGAGGGAGGGAGAGGGAGAGAGUCAGAGACAGAGACAGACAGAGACAGAGAGACAGAGACCGAGAGAGUUAGGGGAGGACCCUCCAAGUAGCAGGUGAGAAAGGGAAACGUGGUCCAGAGUUCUCAUUCUCUUGGGAGGAGAUAGAGGUGUGCUGCCUCAGGCAGCAAGAAAGCCUUGGCCAGGAAAGCUAAGGAGACAGUUAGGAGGUAGGUCACAGCCUUGAUACAGUUCACUCCCACGGUCCCCCAACCAGAGCCCCAUCUGCUCCGUACACGAUCCUGCUACCAAUGACAGAGUUCAACAGCCUGAAUUGAAAUAACCAGAAUUCAGUCUUGUCCACUUGGUUUCACUCCGUAACCUCCUAGACUGCAACUUGCCACUCUAACAUCUCGUCCUGCCUUUCAGCAGCUUUGUUGUGCAGCGUCAGUCUCGGCAGCGGCGGCGGCGGCGGCGGCGGCAGCAGAGGCUGUAGAAGCAGCAGCAGGGGCAAGGGCAGCUGCAGGAGUAGCAGCAGGGGCAGCAACGGCAGCGGCAGCGGUAGUGGCUGCAACAGUCCCAGCCACCCUGGCGGGCGCCGCCUGCCACCGCUCCCCCCCCCUCCGCACAAGUGUGAAGCAGCUCCUGCUCCAGGGCACGCUCUGCUUACCGCUCCCAAGGGCUUCCUCUUCUUUUUAAACUCAGAAAAAAGCCACCCCCACCCAGCGCCCCCUUCCAAACGAUUAAUAGCCCUUGAAAUUGGGGAAGGGACCCCUCUCCUCAGGAAAGAACGAAUGUUUGACAACUACCAGAGUGGGGGCUGCCUCUUUACUUUUUUUGUUUUGUUUUGAAAGUCAACCAAAAGUUUUGGCCCCAUUCUUUCUUCUUUCCCGACUGAGCCUAGACUUCUCUCACCGAUUCCCACCCUUCUCUCCCACUUUCAUACUCUAGUUAUUUGGGUGGGGGGGUUCGGGUAGCUGAAGGGGAUGUCCUGCUUUUACCAGAAGAACAGCAGAGAGGGGAAACUUCGACAUCAAGAAGGGAGGAGAAUAAAUAAAUAAAUACAUACCUAUAUACUCUCUAUACAAACGGAUCAGCGACUUAAAAAAAAAAGUUAAAAAUUGCGGCUGUCUGGGCACCAGCAGGAAGCACUCAUGAGUACUUUUAUGGUUACAAGAGUACCGUGCAUUACAAUGCCAGAACCCAAGGAAUCCGCAAGAGACCUUCAAAACCAUACCAGAAUUCCUCAGUAUGCCAUAUAAACAUAUGGAGCAGUCGAGGAGAAAAACAAGUUAGAAAUUCUACUUUUAAUUUAAAGGGAAAGCUACUUGUACUUGGGAGGGAAAAGAAAAGUGAGAAAACCACAUGGAAGACUCACAGGAUUUAAAUGAACAAUCAGUAAAGAAAACGUGCUCAGAAACAGAUGUUUCAGAACCUCAGAAUUCCAGGUCUAUGGAAAUGCAGGACCUAGCAAGUCCUCAUACACUUGUUGGAAGUAGUGAUACUCCUGGUAGCUCCAAACUGGAUAAAUCUAAUCUCAGCAACACAUCAGUUACAACAAAUGGGACAGGAGGGGACACCAUGACUGUUUUAAAUACUGCAGACUGGUUACUGAGUUGCAACACUCCUUCUUCUGCAACAAUGUCUCUUCUUGCAGUCAAAACAGAGCCCAUGAACAACAGUGAAACAACCACAACAACUGGAGAUGGAGCGCUUGACACUUUUACUGGGUCAGUAAUAACGAGUAGUGGCUACAGUCCCAGAUCAGCACAUCAGUACUCUCCACAAUUGUAUCCCUCCAAGCCCUAUCCACACAUUCUUUCUACACCAGCAGCUCAAACAAUGUCUGCCUAUGCUGGACAGACUCAAUAUUCAGGAAUGCAGCAGCCAGCAGUGUACACAGCCUACUCACAGACAGGACAACCUUACAGCUUACCCACUUACGAUUUAGGUGUGAUGUUGCCAGGCAUCAAGACAGAAAGUGGACUUUCACAAACCCAGUCACCACUACAGACGGGGUGCCUCAGUUACAGUCCAGGGUUUUCUACCCCCCAGCCAGGCCAAACACCUUAUUCUUACCAAAUGCCAGGUUCUAGUUUUGCACCAUCAUCCACUAUUUAUGCAAAUAAUUCUGUUUCUAAUUCAACGAAUUUCAGUAGCUCACAGCAGGAUUAUCCAUCAUAUACAGCCUUUGGCCAAAACCAAUAUGCACAGUAUUAUUCAGCAUCAACGUAUGGAGCAUAUAUGACUUCAAAUAACACAGCUGAUGGCACAUCUUCAUCUUCAUCAACAUAUCAGCUGCAGGAAUCUCUCCCUGGACUGACUAGUCAACCAGGUACAGAUCUCCAUUCAGGAGAUUUUGAUACAGUGCAGAGCCCUUCCACACCCAUCAAAGACCUUGAUGAGAGAACAUGUAGGAGUUCUGGGUCAAAGUCCCGAGGAAGAGGCCGGAAGAAUAAUCCAUCACCUCCACCAGACAGUGACUUGGAGCGUGUAUUUGUCUGGGAUUUGGAUGAAACCAUCAUCGUUUUUCACUCACUGCUUACAGGGUCCUAUGCACAGAAGUAUGGCAAGGAUCCCCCAAUGGCAGUAACCCUGGGACUACGAAUGGAGGAAAUGAUUUUUAACCUUGCUGACACACAUUUAUUUUUUAAUGAUUUGGAGGAAUGUGAUCAAGUUCAUAUAGAUGAUGUUUCUUCUGAUGAUAAUGGUCAAGACUUAAGUACCUACAGCUUUGCAACUGAUGGCUUCCAUGCAGCUGCAAGUAGUGCAAACCUUUGUUUGCCAACAGGUGUAAGAGGAGGGGUUGACUGGAUGAGGAAGCUGGCUUUUCGUUACAGAAGAGUAAAAGAAUUAUAUAAUACCUACAAGAACAAUGUAGGAGGACUCCUUGGCCCAGCUAAGAGAGAUGCAUGGCUGCAAUUAAGAGCAGAGAUUGAAGGUCUAACAGACUCCUGGCUGACAAAUGCACUUAAAUCCUUAUCAAUUAUUAGUACUAGGAGUAACUGUGUAAAUGUCUUGGUAACAACAACUCAGCUUAUCCCAGCACUUGCAAAAGUCCUACUCUAUAGUUUGGGAGGUGCUUUUCCUAUUGAAAAUAUUUACAGUGCAACUAAAAUAGGAAAAGAAAGUUGCUUUGAGCGAAUAAUGCAAAGGUUUGGCAGAAAAGUAGUAUAUGUUGUAAUUGGGGAUGGUGUAGAAGAAGAACAGGCAGCAAAAAAGCACAACAUGCCUUUUUGGAGGAUAUCAAGUCAUUCAGACCUCUUGGCUCUACAUCAAGCAUUGGAACUAGAAUAUUUGUAACUCUGUUCUAUUGUUGGAGAUCCAUUUUUGUUUUUGUUGGUUUUUUUAUAUGUAUCUCAAGUACACUGAAUUUUUAUGUGUGAUUCAAUGCCUCUGGCUUUACACAUAUAAAUUGUCUUAAAGGAUGAAAUCAUAUUUGGAAUGAAAAUUCCAGAAGGAAGAAUUCAGAUUGCUGAAUGGAAUUAAAACUUUAGUGCUACAGAAAGGAAGCUCUAUGGUCUUAUUUGUGCAACACUUUAAUGAAUUAUAAAACUGUGGAGGUUGCUGGUACACACCGAAUGAGUCCUAACUGGAGUUAAACAGCUUUAGCAAAGAACUCUUAUGUUGGCAAAGCAGCAACACACAUUUCCCGUCUGACAAAGUGGUGUUCAACAACAUUCCUCAAUAUGGGAUAUAUUCUCAGCACUGAGGUUUGAAUCAGACUUUAGCCUCCCUAACCCAGAAAAUCUGAAUCGGAAUGCACUCAGACUGUAUAAUGACAAUUCUGUCUAGACCUGUAAUUUGUGUAAAUUAUUGAUGAAAAUAAUUUACUGUGACUUUAUUAGCAGCUGACUUUGGAAAUGGAUGCAAUUUUUUCUUUCUUUUUGGGGGGUGGGGGAAGGGAGGGAGAAAUGGGAGUAUAAUAUUGUCUCUUUUAUAAGUUUGGCAAACAGAAUGUGCAUACUGAUGUGCUGUGCCUUAAAGACAAGACAAGACAGUGUUUGUGUGUUAAGAUGUAACUUUGGUUAAAAACUCUGUAGAUAAAGAAAAAAAAUACUUUUGUGAUAAUUCUUGACAUGACCAAAAUUCAAAUUCAAGUUAUCAAAGCUCAAGACUGAAUCAAAUAGCAAUUAAGUAUUUGUCACAGUGAGGGAGAGGGAGGGGGGAAAGGAAAGUUUGUGUUUUCAUUUGGAUUCCGAAUAAUUCCACUGAUAGUACCAGACAAAAUAAUAGCUCAUCCAAACAGAAGUAGAAAGUUUGGGGGAGAUUGUAAUGAUAUUGGGGACCUUUGCUUUGAAAGUGAAAUGGAUGUUUAAGUCUUGAGCACUUACUAUAUUUUUGCAUGAGAAAACCAAGGGCCAUAUUUGUGGUUAUUUUGCACUGUUUUGAGUUCUUUAGGGAUGUGUGUCAUGGAGGGAAAACUACCCUCAUGAAAAACCAAUAUUUGUCACCCAAGAACAGGUCUUCUGACCCUGUUUAUAGAGUGAGCUGAAGUAGAAAAGCAAGGUAAAUUUGUAUUCCCCCUCCCCCAAAACAGAGUGUCUCCAAUUGUUUAAGUGAGAUACAUGCCCCUAAUAUGAAAUGGCCUCUAGGGAAAGUAAAACUGUGUGAGCUUUCCAUAGAGGAGUAUGAGAUAAUUCAACAUAUCACACUGAUCUUGGCAAUGUUAUAGAAAUGAUAUUUUAUUAGAGUCAACCCUGUUCUUAUAUUUUUUUUCAUUUAUCUUUUGACUUUUGAAGGCUUGUGUGUUACCCUUUUCUUUCUCUCUGGGUCUUGUAAAAGUACAAAGAGAAUCCUCCUCACUUGUGCCUGUGUGCUUGCUUCCUUUUCAUGAAUGACCCAGAUUGGUAAUACAGUAGAGGUUCUCCUGUUGCUUUCUGAUAUUUUCCCCCUGAUGGUCCUUAUUUCAGAGUCCAAAGAAAUCAAAGUAUCUGGGUGAUUCUUGUACCCACAGUUCUCUGUUAAAGGUUUGUCUAAUGUUCAGCCACCUAAGUGAUCCUACUUUAUCAACUGGAAGCCCAUGACUCACUACGCCAGUUUGAGAUUUAAAGUGACAAACUUUCAUGGCUUAGAGAAUGAUGAUACCAGUCUAGUGACCCAAAUAUGAUUUUAGAAAAAUGCCUUUACGUUUCUAGGCUGAAAAUGGGCCUUUUGUCUACAAAAGCCAGAGAGAGAAUGAAAUCAAGUUGUGUAGAAGACUGUCAAGCCACCAUAAAACCUGAACUCAAGCUUUGAAUUUUGUACUAUUUGAAUAUUUUUAUCCCUGGCAUACCAGCCCUCAGUAGAGCUGAACUGAGGAAACUUUGUACAAGUUCUUCGGCUUGAAAUAGUUUAACAAAGUGAAACCAUUUUACCCAGUAUUGAAGUCAAUUUACUAAGCAUGAGAGAGAUCUCAUGUAUGGAAAUCCUAAAAGACUUAUUCCUGCAAGUCAUAAAAACCUUAUACAAUUGCUCAGUAGACACGCGUGAAUGACAGUAUUCUAAUAAUGCUAAAUCAAAAGCUUGCAUUCUUCUCCAUGCUAAGAAAGGAAUUCUAAUGUUGCCAAACUGCAAGGAAUGUUCCUAGAAAGGGUAAAGAAACAGAGAGCUUGUGGCACCUCUAAUUUCUGGUUUAUAUGUAUCUUAUUCACUAUGUCAUGCUCAAAACAGACUGAGAGCCAUCACAGCAAAGAUGAGAUUGACAACAAUUGGUUCCUCCAUUUAUACAUGAGGGCAGUCGAGCACUGCAGUGAAUCAGACUUUGAAUAUGUUUCAAACUGUAACUUUAUCUUUCUGAUAUUAGGCAAAGAAUGUCCCCUAAUCCUAACAAACAGACACACAUUUGCACGUGCAUAUAUGCAGACAUAUAUACACACAAUUCCCCUUUCUAAACUUAGAAAAAAUAAAAGAAAAAAUGGUGGCAAUUGCCACAUACUAUUUAAAUAUUGGAGAUUGUGCCUUAUUGUUAUAACUAUUUUGAAUGACAUUCUAUAAAUGAAGUGGGUCUUCAACUACUGUACAAAUAUGGACUUUGUAUAGUACUAGAAAUAAUAACCAUGUUUAGUAUUGCACUUCAGGAUAUUAAUAAAGUAUAAUUACAGUAACCAAAUUUAGGUGGUCAGUACCUUAGGAUAUGGAAGUAAGUUAAUUUAUACCAGUAAAAUUGUAUAGAUCAAGGCCGGAGGUAACAUCAUUUAGAAACACAUGCAAUUUUAUGCACAGAGAAAUAGGUAGCGAAUGUCACUCUGGAUUUGAUUAUCUUAGUCUCUUCUAAAAUGAAUAUGUGAAAUAGCAGCCAUAGCAUGUUUCCCUAUGAAUUUGCUUCCCUCUCAGCACACUUGCUUAAGACAAGCCUACAUUCUGAGUGAAUAUGGUUAUUUAGUCUCUCUAAAGGAAAACUUAAGCAUCAUGAGCCAAAGCUGCAUUUUGACUCCCAAUAAUAGAAGCAUUUUGGAAAUCGUAACUAAUCAAAAUUGAGGGUCUCUAUCAUGCAUUAUUAGUAAGGUAUAGUUUAUAUCGGGGCCUACAUAAUUUAAAGAAAUGUAAAUUAAUAUUAAAAGCUUGUAAAAAUAUGUACAUCUUUACUAUUUCUCAAUAAAUCCAUUUGGAAAUGUUGUCAUUUUCUGCACCUU